Messenger RNA from Pipistrellus nathusii (Nathusius's pipistrelle), 1044 nucleotides. NCBI's taxonomy places the organism in Eukaryota, Metazoa, Chordata, Mammalia, Chiroptera, Vespertilionidae. The record is from the annotation of a GenBank genome assembly.
AUGGAAACUUUGAUGACUGGUUCCACCCUGCCUCCCCUUUAUGCAGAGGAAGAUGGCUCCAAGGAGAAUAGUGAUCUGGCUACAGCCCGGCUAAGUCACCCAGAUAUUCCAUAUAGUACUGGAGUUACAUCAUCUACCAACAAUCCAGAAUUUGUGGAGGGUCUCUCCCAAGAUCAAUUGCUUCAGAACGAGCCUUCAAACACAACAGAAGGCACUGAACAGAGGCAUGAAGAUGAGCAAAGAAGUAAACGAGGAGGAUGGUCCAAAGGAAGAAAGAGGAAGAAACCUCUUCGAGACAGCAAUGCACCCAAAUCCCCCCUUACAGGAUAUGUUCGGUUCAUGAAUGAACGGCGAGAACAGCUUCGAGCAAAGAGACCAGAAGUCCCAUUUCCAGAAAUCACAAGAAUGUUAGGCAAUGAAUGGAGUAAACUGCCUCCUGAGGAAAAACAGCGUUACCUUGAUGAAGCAGAUAGAGAUAAGGAGCGUUACAUGAAGGAACUGGAGCAGUAUCAGAAGACUGAGGCCUACAAGGUCUUCAGUAGGAAAACCCAAGACCGUCAGAAAGGCAAAUCUCAAAGACAAGAUGCAGCCAGACAGGCCACUCAUGAUCAUGAGAAAGAAACAGAAGUAAAGGAACGAUCUGUUUUUGACAUCCCUAUAUUUACAGAGGAAUUCCUGAACCACAGUAAAGCUCGGGAGGCAGAGCUACGCCAGCUUCGCAAAUCCAACAUGGAAUUUGAAGAGAGGAAUGCAGCCCUGCAGAAGCACGUGGAGAGCAUGCGCACAGCAGUGGAGAAGCUGGAAGUGGACGUGAUCCAGGAGCGAAGCCGCAACACUGUCUUACAACAGCAUCUGGAAACCCUGCGACAGGUGUUGACCAGCAGCUUUGCCAGCAUGCCCUUACCUGGAAGUGGAGAGACACCUACCCUGGACACAAUUGAUUCAUAUAUGAACAGACUGCACAGUAUUAUUUUAGCUAAUCCCCAAGACAAUGAAAACUUCAUAGCUACUGUUCGAGAAGUUGUAAACAGACUUGAUCGUUAA